This is a messenger RNA of Hibiscus syriacus, 1370 nucleotides long. Its product is annotated as fructose-bisphosphate aldolase 1, chloroplastic-like. Bases 69 to 1265 code for a protein of 398 amino acids. Gene Ontology annotation, molecular function: fructose-bisphosphate aldolase activity. Lineage: Eukaryota; Viridiplantae; Streptophyta; Magnoliopsida; Malvales; Malvaceae. The record is from RefSeq and is a predicted model, not a curated record. Gene Ontology annotation, biological process: fructose 1,6-bisphosphate metabolic process; glycolytic process. Gene Ontology annotation, cellular component: cytosol. The transcript has 6 exons.
GGUAAAGGAGGACUUGGAUAGAGUGGGAGAUAAGGUCACUAUUGCCCUGCUUUGAGAGGUAAACGAAAAUGGCAGCAGCAUCGGCAACUCUCCUCAAAUCGUCGCCUGUCAUCGACAAGUUCGAGUGGGUUAAGGGCCAAUCCCUCCGUCAGGGAUCGGCUACUUUUGUUCAGCGCCACCCUACAUCCCCAUCGGCUCUUACUGUCCGUGCUAGUUCGUAUGCUGACGAGCUUGUUAAAACAGCGAAAGCAAUUGCGUCCCCCGGUCGUGGUAUUUUGGCCAUGGACGAAUCGAACGCUACAUGCGGGAAGCGACUUGAUUCCAUCGGUCUAGAAAACACCGAAGCCAACCGCCAAGCGUACCGUACCCUUCUCGUGUCGGCUCCCGGACUCGGCAACUACAUUUCCGGUGCUAUCCUUUUCGAGGAGACUCUUUACCAAUCCACCACCGAGGGCAAAAAGAUGGUCGAUGUUCUUGUUGAGCAAAACAUCGUCCCCGGUAUCAAAGUUGACAAGGGCUUGGUCCCUCUUCCUGGUUCCAACAACGAGUCCUGGUGCCAAGGUCUCGAUGGUCUUUCAUCUCGAACAGCUGCCUACUACCAGCAGGGUGCUCGAUUCGCCAAAUGGCGAACUGUUGUGAGCAUUCCCAAUGGUCCAUCUGCCUUGGCAGUUAAAGAAGCAGCUUGGGGUCUUGCCCGUUACGCCGCCAUUUCUCAAGAUAGCGGGUUGGUGCCGAUCGUGGAGCCGGAGAUCUUGCUUGAUGGUGACCACGGCAUCGAUAGGACUUUCGAGGUAGCACAGAAGGUUUGGGCUGAGGUUUUCUUUUACCUUGCUGAGAACAAUGUGUUAUUUGAGGGCAUUCUCUUGAAGCCUAGCAUGGUUACUCCGGGUGCCGAAUGCAAGGACAAGGCCACCCCACAGCAAGUGGCUGACUACACCCUCAAGCUCCUCCACCGUAGAAUCCCCCCGGCUGUCCCCGGAAUCAUGUUCUUGUCCGGUGGGCAAUCCGAGGUCGAAGCAACCCUCAACUUGAAUGCAAUGAACCAAUCUCCCAACCCGUGGCACGUCUCGUUCUCCUACGCUAGAGCUCUCCAAAACACUUGCUUGAAAACAUGGGGUGGCAGACCCGAAAACGUUAAGGCUGCUCAGGAUGCCCUGCUUGUCCGUGCCAAGGCUAACUCGCUCGCUCAGCUCGGCAAAUACACCGGUGAGGGAGAAUCAGAGGAGGCCAAGAAAGGAAUGUUUGUCAAGGGCUACGUGUACUAAGUUGUUGCAAACAAAAACAAUAAGGUGACAGCAAAGAGUAUCAGGGUAUUGUCUUCUGUUAGAUAAGUAAAUGCUAAUGGAGACUAUUUUUGUUCUUGAUUCCAA